GCUUUCCUCUCUCAGCCUUCCUCAAUUUCUACAGUAGCAACUAUGGCUUCAGCCACCGAGGUGGACAGUCCCUCCAUCCUCUCGAAGCUUACCUUCGGGAAAUUCUUCCUUGCAUUUUGUGCCUAUCUUGCAUUCAAAGCGCUGCAUCAAAUCGUCUACUAUCGCUUCUUCCAUCCAUUGUCCAAGUUCCCCGGUCCAUUCUGGGCCAGUGUGACGCGACUCUGGGUUGCGUACCACAACGUUAAGGAAGACGAGCGCCUGCUUGAAUAUGAAUUGCACAAGAGAUAUGGUCCUGUCAUCCGCAUAACGCCUACGCUGCUCUUAUGUAGUGACGCGACGAAGCUUCCCGACAUUUAUAACCGACAAGCAACCAAGUCCAAGCACUACAUUACGGGUAGCUUCGGGGAGACGGAAAGCUUGUUCAAUAUGCAGGACUGGAAGCAACACGCUCAUUUCCGGAAGGUCGCCGCAGGACCAUAUGCCUUCUCAAAUAUCAAGAAGAUGGAGCCUUUGGUGGACAUGCGCAUUGCUGACUGGAUCAGCAAACUUACCAAGCUGUUCGCCAAAUCACCAAAGAAGUUCGAUUUUGCUCCAUGGGCAGUAUACAUGGCGUAUGAUAUAAUCUCAGAGAUUGGUUUUGGAGCUCCAUUCGGUUUUGUCGAGUCGGGAUCUGAUGUUGGAGGCCUCAUUCAGGGUUUCCACGAUGGCCUCGUGCCAUUUGGAAUAAUGGCUCGUCUAUAUCCCUUCACGAAUUGGGUGAAGAGCACUUGGGUGGGCGAAAAGUACCUCGUUGCGAAACCAGAACAUGACUCCGGCAUUGGCACGCUCAUGCGCUUCCGCGACAAGCUCAUUUUGCAGCGCCAGGAGGACAUUGAAGCAGGCAAAGUUGGACGCAUUGAUCUAUUACAGACUUUCCUCGAUGCGAGAACCGAAGAUGGCAACCCACUCGACAUGGAUUACAUCAAAGCCGAGAUCCUUCUGGUUCUUCUUGCCGGAGCAGAUACUACCGGAACUGCAUUCCAAGCAAUGAUGUGUUACAUCAUGUCCAACGAAAAGGUCUACGCCAAACUCAUGGCAGAGCUAGACGCGGCAACUCGAGCAGGAAAGCUCUCCCCAACUCCUCAAUACGACGAAGUGAUCCAGCACUGCCCAUACUACGUCGCUUGCGUAAAGGAAAGUACGAGACUGUGUCCCUCCGCGCCGAACAUCUUCCCCAGGCUUGUCGGAAAGGGCGGUAUGGAGCUUGAGGGCAAGUAUGUACCUGAAGGUAUGGAAGUUACAUGUAACCCGUGGCUCGUCCACCGCGAUGAAAAUAUAUACGGCCCAGACGCCUCGGAGUUCCGACCAGAGCGAUGGCUAGAGAGCGAGGAAAAGACUAAGGAGUACAACAAGUACAACAUGGCUUUCGGAUACGGCGCGAGAGUUUGCCUUGGGAAAGACAUUGCACUUAUGGAAUUGUACAAGGCACCCUUGGUAUUCUUCCGCAGCUUCAAACCUGAAAUUGUCAACAAGGAACAACCGGGCACGUUCGUUGUCAAGGGCGGAGUAGGAUUCUGGAAGGAUAUGUGGAUUACCAUUGAAAGACGCGCGCCGGUUGUUUAGGCUUCUUACAUAUUACUUCAAACCUCUUCCUCUAUUUCAGCACAUGUAAUUAGCUAGCAUAUGUUCCCGAGUAGACUUUCAAGGAACUUCCAUGCGAGAUAUUGCAAC
This is a messenger RNA of Mytilinidion resinicola, 1710 nucleotides long. RefSeq names its product flavonoid 3',5'-hydroxylase. Bases 43 to 1602 code for a protein of 519 amino acids. NCBI's taxonomy places the organism in Eukaryota, Fungi, Ascomycota, Dothideomycetes, Mytilinidiales, Mytilinidiaceae. The transcript has 5 exons. The record is from RefSeq and is a predicted model, not a curated record. Gene Ontology annotation, molecular function: oxidoreductase activity, acting on paired donors, with incorporation or reduction of molecular oxygen; monooxygenase activity; heme binding.